CAGCCGCUCCUAAAGCCCAGCCGCUAUCUCGAACCGCUUUCAGACGACCUACGGCAAGCCUCCUCUAGACUCCACCUUUCCCGCUUCAUACGAGAUACCAUGCUCUUCCUAACAAGCUCCCACGCUGUGCCACCUCAGACUAGUCCCAAAUGCUUCUUGUCCGCGCUCGUCAUAUCUCACAAUACGAGGACUCUAGCUUUAGGUAGGGGGGACUACACAUACAAUAAGCAGCCACGCAUGAAUAUUUGAGUUAUGACGAAACUCCACCCGCCCUUGUCACAGCUGACAUUUCGGAAUUGCCUAGACCCUAGACUGAAAAUUCACCUUGGGUUAUGGCACCAUGUGCUGAUACCCCAAGGUUCGCUUUUGGUCCUGCGGUUUAAAAGGAUGGUUAUUCGGAGCUUUUCUGCAUAUGUAUACCUCUACCUGAAUCUCUAUUCUUCAUCUUAUCUCACAUCAUUUAAUCACUUUUCAUUGCAGGAACUAUGAAGCUCCUCAGUUUCGUUACGCUAGCGCUUUGCAGCAUUUCCAUUGUUGCAGCAUCAGUUGCUGAGCCUCAUCCUAUAAGGGCGGCCAAGAAACAUCACCACCAUCAGAGCAAUGAGAACACCCACGUUGCAUCACAGAACGCCCACAAGAGACCACCUGUGCUCCCACUGGCAACUGUGGAAGUCAACGGACAAACCAUUCAUGUCAAUACUUCUGGUGCUGUCGAUGUUGCUCCAGCCAAAAACCGCCCCCGCCUUGAAACCCUUCCCCGUGCAGUUGGAACUUCAGUGAGCAGCACCGUUCUCGUCAUUGCAAGAGACACGCUUUCGGCAUACUCUGGAUAUUCUGGACUCAGAGGCUAUGGUAUCCCUUACCAAAUUCUUACCGUCCCCCAAGCAGGCGUUGCUCUUCCGAGCCUCAACUCAUCUUUAACCGUUGGAAACUUCGGAGCCAUCGUUGUCCUUGGCGAAGUCAGCUACGAUUAUGGCGCAACAGGCUUCCAGAGCGCACUAACUGCUGCCCAAUGGGCCACCCUGUAUGGAUAUCAGUUGGCGUUUGGUGUACGCAUGGUUCGAAUCGAUGUCUACCCCGGCGCGGGUUCUGGCACCGUUGCUCUUGGCGGAUGCUGUGGCUCUGGGGUUGAACAAUUGGUCUCAUUGACAGACACUUCAGACUUUCCUACUGCUGGCCUUAAGACUGGAGCAGCUAUUUCUACAAUAGGAAUGUGGCACUAUCCCGCCAGCAUCGUCAAUUCGACCAUCGCCAAGCCAUUCCUUCAGUUCGCUCCUGCUAGUGGCUUCGCGGCAACAUCCACCGCUGCUGUCAUUAACAAUAUUGAUGGAAGGAAGCAAAUGGUAUUUUUCAUUCCAUUUGCUACGGAUUGGAACGCGGGAUCAAAUCUUUACCAACAUGCCUGGAUUCACUGGGCUACUCGAGGUCUCUAUGCUGGGUACCGCCGCAUCAAUUUCAACACCCAGAUUGAUGACAUGUUCCUUACCUCUGAUAUCUACAGUCCUGCCGGCAACACCUUCCGUAUUUCCACGAGUGAUCUUAAUACGCACAAGUCCUGGGUUCCAACCAUCAAUGCUAAACUCCCUGCUGGAAGCAGCUAUGCGCCCGAGAUUGGGCAUAACGGAAACGGAAAUAUUGAGACCUCUGAUGGCAACGGUAGAAAUUGUGGCAUUGGUCCUAUUGAGUACAACGACCAGAUUGAUACUGCUCUUGAGUUCCAAAAGCCGCUCGGCACCGGCACGAACCUGUGGCCAAGCACGCCAUUGAAAUACCCGUACACCACGACAUGCACUAAUGGUGAUACCCUUAAAACGUGGUUUGCAAGUACUUCUAACAGAGAUACCUUCUACCACAUUUCCCACACUUUUACUCACGAAGCAAUCAACAAUGCUACAUAUUUCGACGUCAACCAAGAAAUCACUUGGAACCAAGCCUGGCUCUCUCAAGUCGGCCUGUCGGGAAAUGCUGCAAGGUUCAGCCAGAAUGGUCUCAUCCCUCCUGCAAUUACAGGGUUGCACAAUGGCGAUGCACUCAGGGCAUUUAAAACGAACGGUAUCGUUAAUGUCGUUGGAGACAACACUCGCCCAGUAUUGAGGAACCAGAACAAUGAAUACUAUCCUCUAAUUACUACAGUCUCGGGCAACGGAUAUGAUGGGAUAACUGUCAUGCCUCGAUGGGCUACAAAUAUCUACUACAAUUGUGAUACUCCCAGUUGCACAGUUGCAGAAUGGAUUGCCACUUCGGCUGGAUCCGGUGAUUUUAACGCGCUCCUUGCUUUGGAGAAGAAUACCAAUACCCGCAAUCUGCUCGGCCUCCAUCACGAUCCGUUCAUGUUCCAUCAAGCCAAUCUGAGAGCGAAACAAGCCACCGUGACGAUCAACGGCGUAUCUGGCCAAUAUUCUCUCCUCCAGGCUUGGGUAGAGACGGUCCUAGGUGAAAUGAUCAGACUUGUCACAUGGCCAAUCAUCACCCUGAAGCAUGACACCCUCGCUGCAACUUUCAUGGAUCGCAUGACCCGUGAUGCUUGCAAUCCUCAAUUGAGAUAUACCAUCAACCCCACGGCAAACACUGUCACUGCUAUCACAGUCACUACCAACGGCAACACAUGCGCUAAGCCCAUCCCUGUGACGGUACCAAAUUCAGUUACUAGCACAUCUGGCCAUACGACCGAGCAAAUUGGCUCAGACCCCCUGACGAUUUGGGUGACGAUGGGAGGUUCUCCGGUCACAUUUACGCUCUCUACGCCUAUUCCAUUGUAAGCGCAGAUGGUGUCGAAAUCUCAAAAGACAAGGGCUACCAUUCAACAAG
Molecule: messenger RNA, 2808 nt
Organism: Pseudogymnoascus verrucosus
Lineage: Eukaryota; Fungi; Ascomycota; Leotiomycetes; Thelebolales; Thelebolaceae
Exons: 6
Coding region: 486-2759 (757 amino acids)
Source: RefSeq, a predicted model, not a curated record